Messenger RNA from Soboliphyme baturini, 1134 nucleotides. The record is from the annotation of a GenBank genome assembly. Lineage: Eukaryota; Metazoa; Nematoda; Enoplea; Dioctophymatida; Soboliphymatidae.
AUGUGUAUCCUUCAUUUAGAUUGCGAUGAAAUCGUAUCUAUUCAUUUCACCUAUUCAAGAGAAGGUCGCCCUUCUGGCGAAGCCUACUUGGAGCUAGGUAGCGCACAAGAUGUGGAGAAAGCGCUGCUAAAGCACCGAGAAAACAUGGGCCAGCGUUAUAUUGAAGUUUUCCAUUCUAAAAGAGCGGAGAUGGAAUAUGUGCUGAAAAGAAGCGGGAAACCGCUGGAAGCGUCCGAGGCGAAUACCGUCGUGCGACUUCGCGGAUUGCCCUAUGGUUGUACUAAGGAGGAAAUAUUCAAUUUUUUCAAAGGUAUGGAAAUCGCACCGGAUGGGUUAGAAUUUGUUUUCGACGGUAAUGGACGGGCCACAGGGGAAGCCUACGUCCGUUUUGUUGAUAAAGACACCGCGGAAAGAGCGUUGGAUCGUCAUAUGGACAAAAUCGGUCACAGGUAUAUCGAGGUUUUUCGAAGCACAGAGGAAGAAAUGGAACGGGUAACCAGGCGGCCAAGAAUGUUGGGUAGUUAUGGGAGAAGUGGCGGCGGGCGUCCUGGACCGUAUUCUUUAUUGGAUGCCCCGCUAUUUGAACCUGACUUCGGUUGGGGUUACGGACGGAUGAUGGAUUACGUAAGGGGCGUAGAACCUGUCGGACGCCGCGGAAGCCUAGCCCCACUAAUUGACGAGCCGUAUUACGGGAACGUAAGAGGUGGGCAAGACAAUUAUGGAAGGGGUUACAUGUAUUCCAGUCGAUCGAUGAACGGUGCUGGACGGGGCGUUGGUCACGUGUUCUUUAUGCCACUUAAAGUACUGAACGUUCACAUUCUGUUUGAUGAACGAGGCCGAGCAUUGGGUGAAGCCGAUGUCGAUUUCCCGACGCAUGAAGAUGCAUUGGAAGCAAUGAAAAAAGAUCAUGAAAACAUUGGCGAGCGCUAUAUCGAGCUAUUCUUAAAUUCUGUUCCACCUUCGAGGGGAAAAUCUGCGAAAGUGAAAGGCUACGAACGCGAUCGCAAUUUGGAAAGAAUGGCUCCAAGGUCGUCGUCGAGUAGCAGGGAUAUUCCAGGUGUUAUUACGUAUCCCGGACUGAACCCGUAUUCUGGUGUGUCGCAAAUGGGCAUAUAUGGAUCACCUGACUUCUAA